AUUGCCCGGCAUCUAAGGAGCCAUUCCAGUUUUGGUAGCAGAUGGUACCAGCCUGCUGCAGUGUCACCGGCUGUCACCCCACAUUGAUCAAGGCUCCGUGACUAGAGCCAACUGAGGUCGCUCUUCUUGGACAGGGCGAGGCUCAAGCAACUGCAUCGUCCGCAAACUGCUGCUAGACAUCGUCACUGUCCCGAAGAUCGGCCCAGGUUCUCGAAAACGCACCAAUGACCCUCCGGGGUGCCAGCAGACCUUACAUAUGACAGCCUUAUGAGUUGUGAUCAAUGUGGUAACAUUGCCAUCGGCAAUUGGCUCCCCUUCCCACAUCGCGGGAUCUGCGAACCACCAAGGCCCCACAGUUUGCUGCAAUUGCAAAGUGUGGAUUGUCGUUAGGCAACGUCCAGUCGGAUUUUACUGCAAAAGGCUUGCUGUAGUAGCUCAGGAAGCUUUCGCCCGAGAGGCUGGUGAUUGGCUGACGUCCAGAAGCUUGGGCUCACCGAAUUUCCCAAACUGGUCAGACUAUGUGAGCCGCAGGAGGAGCCGCAGCCGCCAAGACAUGCUCCGGCAUACUGACUACCGGAGGCUUGGUUCACUCAAGUGCUUCCGAUCGAACAUGUUCAAGUUUCAACGGGCUCCGGGAGCGUGAGGCUCUGCGGUCGUGGACGGUGCCGACAUCACGGAAAUCGAAAAGGGUUUGCAUUGCGGUGGUAGGGCGGGAUAGUGGACGACGAUGGUCAGAAUGGCGAUGAUGAGCGGUGUCGAGACACCAUGACAAACAGCAAGGCUCUGGGUGAUGGAACGUGUAUAUAAUGAGGGCAAGUCGUCGGUGAAGAGCGAAACAUUUGGAACAUCAAGCCAUCGAGGUACUCAGCUCUGCAAACAACAUAUAGCAACGCUCAAGCGCUUUCAAAAUUCUCAACUUUGUCUUUACCGCGCCAGAAAACGCUUCAAAACACCAGAGUCAGCACAUCAACACCAACAUCAAGUUCAAACACCCUAGGAACGCCAAUAACCAACUCUUAGCCCCCAUCACCGACAAGCAACCAACAAGAUGACCACCACCAUGUCCCAAGCCUGCCCCUUGGCCCUAGCCCCCAAGCUUUCCACCAACAAAGAUCUUGCCCCGGCCCCUGCUCCCGGAGAUAUCCCGCGUCCUGAUAUCUCUUGGUUUCCUGACCGCAAGGUCUUCCUCAACCGUGUCGAGGCCCUCAGGCUUCUCUACCCUGAUCGCCCCACCACCGUUCCGGCCGGCUGGCCGACCCAGCUUAACAUGGCACGGGCCUGGUCCGGUAGUGACUUCUCUGACGAUGGCAAAGAAUAUAUUGUCCAGUUUGACCAAGCUGACCUGGCCGAGAUUGACGAGGCACUGGUUCACUUCAAGUCUCUUCCCGGCGAUCUCGGCCCUGAUGAUGUUUCCAAGGAGACCUUCCCCCUGCCCGGUCUCGAGGAAAGACUCGAGGCCAUUUCCCAGGAGAUCCACAACGGCCGCGGAUUUGUCGUUUUGCGAGGUCUCCAGCCGGACAAGUGGACCAACAUGGAGAACAUUCUCGUCUAUCUUGGCGUGACCUCGUACAUCGCCGAGAAGCGAGGCAUGCAGGACUUUGACGGUCGCAUGAUCCUUCACAUCCAGGCUGUGGUCGAAGACGUGAAGAAACACGGUGCCAUGCCCAACAGCCCCUAUGUUGCUCGCGCUCAGCCCUUCCACACCGACCUCUGCGACAUUCUCUCCCUCUACGCCCUCAACACUGCCAAAUACGGCGGCGAGUCCUUCCUCGCCUCCUCAGCCCAAAUCUACAACGAGCUCGCCGCCACCCGCCCGGACAUAAUCCACACCCUCAUCAAAGACGACUGGAUCUUUGACGAGUUCUGGCAGGGCCAAUACCACACCCGUCCUCUCCUCUUUAAUUUCGAGGGCCAAGGCCCCGCGUUUCAAUUCUCCCGCCGUCCCCUCACCGGCUCCCACUUUAGCCCGCACCACCCCGACGUCCCUGCCAUGACCGAGAUACAAGCCGAGGCGUUGGAUGCCGUGUUUUUUGCGGCGCAGAAGCACAAGGUGGAGCUCAAGUUGCAGAAGGGGGACAUGAUGAUUUUCAACAAUUUUGCGAUGCUGCACGCGAGGAGCAGCUUUCAUGAUGAGGGGGAGCAGAGGAGGCACAUGUUGAGGCUUUGGUUGAGGAAUGAGGAGCUGAUGUGGAAGACGCCGAGGGAGCUGGAGAGGUUGAGCUGGGAGUGUUAUGGGGAUCAUGAGUGGAGGGCUAAGAGGGUGUGGGAUAUUGAGAGGAGCCCGCCCGAGCUGAGGGUCAAGUAUAGACGGGCUAGCUGUGCUUGAGUGCUAGGGUUGUGGGUGCUUUGGGGUUGUUGUGGGGAGGAGAGGGGCGAUGGUGCUGUGCUGGUCGCUCGCUUGCUUUUCUUUUUUGUCUCGUGUUUGCGUCUUGUUCGGUGAUCUGGGGAUUUGGGAGUACACGAGAGCUUUUCCUUUUUCGUUUUCUUUUUACAUCAUGAUUAACAGUUCUUGAUAAUUUACCUUUUAUUUUAAUGACUUGUUUGUUGUACAGUCUCGUCAAA
Messenger RNA from Podospora pseudocomata, 2562 nucleotides. RefSeq lists its product as uncharacterized. The transcript has 3 exons. The record is from RefSeq and is a predicted model, not a curated record. Gene Ontology annotation, molecular function: oxidoreductase activity. Lineage: Eukaryota; Fungi; Ascomycota; Sordariomycetes; Sordariales; Podosporaceae. The coding region runs from base 1049 to 2326 and encodes 425 amino acids.